This is a messenger RNA of Cotesia congregata, 2388 nucleotides long. The record is from the annotation of a GenBank genome assembly. NCBI's taxonomy places the organism in Eukaryota, Metazoa, Arthropoda, Insecta, Hymenoptera, Braconidae.
AUGACUGCUGCUGAGCAUUUUAUAAGUUUAGUAACCGUAGCAAGUGCAAAAAAAAUUGCGGCUAUUUUGGUUAUUUGCUUUAUUCUUUACCAUGGAAUGAUACAUUUAAUAUACGGUAGUGACUCCUGUAAGUGGCUGCUAAAAGAAGGUCGAUAUAAAGGCGAUAGAGAAUGGCAACCUUACGGAUGCAUGAUUCAUCAUUACACGCAAACAGACAGCAGAAGAUGUUUGCGAUAUUUAGCUUUCAUGCGUCACAAAAAUCAUUUUGUAUUUGUCGGAGAUGCUCGGAUUCACCAGUUGUAUAAAUCAUUUAUUUCACAAUUUAUAGUUGAUGGGAAAGGUUUCGAUUCUACAGAUGUUCUCCAGCAAUCAAAUUCGAAUUUUAAUGAUGCUAAAUUAAAAUUACAAGUUCAAUUUUUAUGGAGACCUCAGUUGAAUAUAUCAAUGAUCAAUGAUUUUCGAACUUGGAUGAAAGAAGAUGCUCCAACUAUGAUAAUUGCCGGUUGUGGAGCUUUUGAUAUUCUUAACAGCAAUCUAAGUGAUAGUAAAAAUUUAUAUAAAAGUUAUAGCUCCGGACUUAUUAAGCUUGUUCAACCGGCUGAUGUAUUGGCAAAGAAAGGUACCCAAUUUCUUUGGAUGCUGCAAGAUCCCAUUGUGAAAGAAAAUCUACCCGCGCACUUUGCUAGUAUUGAUAACAAUCUUAUCAAUAUCUGUAACAAAGCAGCUGUUGAAGUAUUGAUACAUAGUCAAACUCGUUUGUGGGAAAGUAGUAAACUCAUAGGACAAGGAGUUUUGGAACAAAGUCCUGAUGGAUAUUUAUCGAGUCCACUUUCUCUUCGGCACAAAGUACAAAUUUUGUUAAAUACUUAUUGUAACGAUUAUAUGAACUUUGAUGAUGGAACUUGCUGCAGUAAUCUUGAAGUUACGACUACGUUACAACUAGUUACCAUUUUAAUGCUUAUAUUUUGGACUGUAGCUGGUGCUAGUUUAUGGCUUUAUAAAAAAGUAUGUCAUAAUAAAUCUGAAACUUUUUAUGGUCGCAUUGCAACUGAAGAAGUUUCUGAUAUAAUAGAAGAUUUAAAUGCAUCUGAAAUUACACAAAAUGAAGCACCAUGCCAAGAUUUUUAUACAUUGAUUACAUCUUUAGCAAUACUUGCAUGUAUUUUAGGAUAUUUCUACUUAUGUGAUAGAACAAACUUUUUUAUGAAAGAAAAUAAGUAUUACAGUGAAUUUAGCUUUUGGUUGCCGCUAGGGUAUAUUUUAGCUCUAGGACUUUUUUUUACGGAGGACUGUGAAAGAGGCCCUCGAGCUCUUAAUCGAGAGCAAACAGAUGAAUGGCGUGGUUUAAUGCAAUCAGUUGUUCUGAUAUAUCAUGUCACAGGCGCUAAAAAUGUUUUACCUAUAUACAUGCACCUGAGAUUAAUUAAUUCUGCUUACUUAUUUCUUUCUGGAUAUGGACAUUUUUGUUAUUUUUGGCAAACAGGAGAUGUUUCACUUGUACGUUUUGCAAGAGUUCUAUUUCGGUUAAAUUUGCUUACCGUUUUGCUCUGUCUUUUGAUGAAUCAACCUUACCAAUUUUAUCAUUUUGUACCAUUGGUAUCUUUUUGGUUUCUAAUUGUCUACAUCUUAGCUUGGUUACCACCCAGAGUGCACUCCGGAAGUUUAGCAGAAUAUGGCUCACGUGCAUUGCUUUAUUUAGCAUUAAAACUUUUAGGACUCAUUUUCGUUAUUACUAUUCUCUAUAUGUCUGAGGUUUUCUUCGAAAAAGUGUUUGUCACUAGGCCUUGGAAAGCUCUUUUUGUAACAACUGAUGAUGAUAUUCGAGAAUGGUGGUCUCGUUGGAGAGUAGAUAGAUACAGCGUUGCUUUUGGGGUUGCAUUUGGAGCAGGACUCUUAGCUCUCCAAAGAAUUGAUCAUAUUCCUGGAAAUGUUUUUAUUCCUUUAAUAGCACUUGUUUCACUUGCAGCCUAUACAAUAUUUACAUUGUUAUGUGUAUCAGUUUCAGAAUGCGAAGAAAUUCAUUCCUACAUUGUAUUCAUACCGAUCAUUGGAUAUAUCGUAUUAAGAAAUUCUUCGUUUGCACUCAGAGGAAAAUAUUCAGUACUUUUAGCAGGGAUUGGAAAAAUAAGUUUGGAAACUCUCGUUGGUCAAGGGCAUGUUUGGUUAGCGGCUGAUACUCAUGGAGUUCUUGUGCUUCUUCCAAGAUUUCCAGUUCUUAAUUUACUUAUUACGUCUUUUAUCUUCAUAUGUGCUAGUCAUAAGAUUCAUGAGUUAACGCUUAUUCUUGCACCAUAUGCAGUGCCAAAUGAUUGGAAAUUAGUGGCUCGUAAUUUGUUAAUAUUUAUUGCUGUUUUAAUUCCUAUUGGUAUCCAUGAUGGAAUGUUUUAA